AGGGAGAGUGGCAAGUCCACCUUCCGCUCGAUCGACUCGGGGGAGUGGUAACAGGGGGAGGCCAACGCGGGGAAUUGGAAACAGCUGACGGGCUCCUCCGCCGCCGGUCGCUGUUGCUGACUUGACCAGCGAGCAGUUGGAUUUGGAUUUGGAUCGGAGAGUGCUUUAUAGGGAGGGUCACGAGGAGGGCGGGCAGCAGCAGCCACCACAUUCAUCUCCGGGCUCGUUCACGGAUUCUGGAUUUCCAUCCACACAUCCAGCGAAAGGGGGAGGCGCCACCAUGCUGGGGCAUCUGGUCGGGCUGGUGAAGGUCCGGGUGGUGAGGGGCGUCAACCUCGCCGUCCGCGACCUCCGCUCCAGCGACCCCUAUGUCAUCGUCCGCAUGGGCAAGCAGAAGCUGAAGACACGAGUCAUAAAGAAGACUACCAAUCCAGAGUGGAACGAUGAACUCACCCUCUCCAUUGAAGAUCCAGCCGUUCCUGUUAGACUGGAAGUGUAUGACAAAGACACAUUCAUCGAUGAUGCAAUGGGCAAUGCCGAGCUGGACAUCCGCCCACUGGUGGAGGUUGUCAAGAUGAAGAUUGAGGGUGUUGCUGACGACACGGUUGUGAAGAAAGUGGCACCCAAUAGGCAGAACUGCCUAGCUGAAGAAAGCGCGAUAUACAUCUCAGAGGGGAAGGUGAAGCAAGAUGUGGUUCUGCGACUAAGGGAUGUGGAGUGCGGGGAAAUAGAGCUCCAGCUUCAGUGGGUCGACAUCCCAGGCUCGAAGGGUGUAUGAAAUCUAUGCUCCGGCUAAUGCUUACAGUCUUGUAUAGCUUGUAAGUCCCAACUGUAAGCUACUAGUGGAGAACGAAAUAAGCAACAGCUUAUGUUGACGA
Messenger RNA from Oryza brachyantha (malo sina), 878 nucleotides. RefSeq names its product GTPase activating protein 1. The transcript has 3 exons. The record is from RefSeq and is a predicted model, not a curated record. Lineage: Eukaryota; Viridiplantae; Streptophyta; Magnoliopsida; Poales; Poaceae. The coding region runs from base 281 to 778 and encodes 165 amino acids.